Molecule: messenger RNA, 3635 nt
Organism: Schizosaccharomyces japonicus yFS275
Lineage: Eukaryota; Fungi; Ascomycota; Schizosaccharomycetes; Schizosaccharomycetales; Schizosaccharomycetaceae
Product: fungal protein
Exons: 2
Coding region: 146-829 (227 amino acids)
Source: RefSeq, a predicted model, not a curated record
AAAACUCACCACCAAGAAAGCCACACAUACAUAGUCUUUAGGACGAGACGGUACUAAGGAAGGACUCGGGGCUUUCAAUAUAUAGGUCUUCGUAGUUAAUACUGAAGCACACAACAUUUCGGUCUGUUAAUUUUCCGUUUCAGUGAUGCACAAAAUAAACCAUAAAAGUCAAGAAGACAAGUCAAAGUACAGAUCAGUGUUUUUUGACUAUAUCCGUAUUGUCAAAGGUAUUGUGUGGGACAAGGAAAAUGAGCGCUCCCGUUACGACUUGUGGCGUCGUUUUGUUAAGCGCUGGAAUGAUAAGCGCAUGGAUGAAACUUGGUACAAGCAUCCCUCCCUCAAACGCUCCCGAAAUGUUGUUUUAGGACCAGCAAGACCCACACUGGAUGAUUUAUACAAACAAGAAGAAGUUAAAAGUCGUCAACAUGAAGAGCAAACGGUGGAACGGAAAACACAAUUUGCUCGACGAAAGCGAGAAGAGACCGAGCUUCUAGACGAAAUUGCUCCACGGGAACCGUCCGGCAGUAAACAAGCAAGCUUACAAAAGAAGAGACUGAAAAGUUAUGCGAACAAAGUUUACCGCGAUGAAGCGGAAGACGACCUAAAUGUUGAUGAAAAAAGUUUAAUGGGGUCUGAAGAAACUAUCCAAGAACGCAUCGAACGACAAAGAAUGCGACAACAGGGAUUUGAGCAAAAACGUAAAAUAGCCGAUCUUGAAAAAAUUGAGCAAUUCCAAAAACGGUUACAUGAAAAAGAGUUAAAGGAACAAGAAACUAUAGAACAUUUAAGGAAGCUUGCCCAGGAACGGUUUCAAAAACACACCACCUAAUAUCGUGAUUACUCUUUCAUAUUAGCGUUACCAUGUUAUCUCAUUGAUUAGUUUAUUAAUCGUUCAGAACAAAAAAAAGGAACAUUAAGAGAUACAAUCACUCACCAAAAUUAUCUUUACCAUAAAUCUCUUUGCUUGACAGGACACCAGCAUUUUCAUCAAGAUAUUUCGAAGGUGCCGUGGGAGUCUGAAGCUUGUGAAUGAAUGCGUGCUUAAGCGUAGAGUUUGACAGGAACGGUGUAGACUUCCCAAACAUGAUAGGUCUUCCUCUGUUCCUUUCAAUCUGAAGGAACUCGUCAAACAUUUUGAUGUCUGGCUGUGAGGCUGUUUGUUGACAUCUUGCGUUCAUGAAUUCAUUCAACGCUUGCGUUUGUGCAAGACCGAAUAUCCAGUUACCAUACUGCUUCCGUAAUUUUUUUACGAAUUUGUUCUGAUUAAAGAAAAUUCCACCUUGAAUCAAAAGUUUAGGACCUUGCUUCUUCGUGGUUUUUGUCAAGAAACCUCUGUAAUUCAUGAGCACUCGAGUAAAAACACGCAAAAAUGCAGCCUCCACCCGCUGCUGAUCAAAACACGCUGGCAGACAUGGAAGCACAACGUAAUCCAAAAGCUCGGGUUUCACAGAAACACCGCACGAUUUACAACGAAGGAAAACACCUUCCAAAAUCUCUCCAGUAAUUGAGCACGCAACAACAUCCGGUACAUUUGCACUGCCAGAAUUUAUUGGCAAAAAUGCGUGACCUUCAUGAUACAGCUCUGCUGCCAUUUCUGCGUCCUGCUUGGCUUGUUGCCCUGCUAAUGCGUACGUGUUUAAUGACAUAAAGUCGGACUUGUCGGGAUAAGAGCUUAGAGUAGAUGCGUAGUAGGGAUAAGCAGACAUGGCAGAAACAGAGCGGCGGUAACGCAUAGCUGAUGAAGGACGAACCUCGAGAGACUGGUGAGGUGUCGCGCGUGACAAAUCUUCCAUGGAUGGAUACUCACGCACAGAUGAUAACGGUGUUCUUCUAAUAUUGAGGGAGAAUCUCGGCUGUGACGGUGUAAGGUACUGUUUGUCUAAAGUUUUCGGGGGAGCAAAGGCGUUUAAAACAGGCCGGAUAGGUUUGCUUUUGCAUGACUUUAACGAAGAAGAAUGCAGGCUUAAUAGUUCAGGCACUAAGAAUCGGGACGGUCUGCGUGAAUGGGAAGAAGGAUGCAGUGGUACAAUGUGUGAAGGGUAAGACUUUUUGACAUACUCCGGAACACCAUACGGUACUCGAAAGUCAUGAUGCAUAGGGACGGAAAAUCGCAGGGAAGAAGCCAGUUUUGUUCUAAUUAGCGGAGGAAGCCGUUCUAGGUGACCGUCAACACGCACGUUGUUAGAGUCUAAGUCACAAAUCACAAGAGUGGUAGUUUCAUCUGCACACAAAGCUUGUAAAUGAUUACAAGGUGCCUCUACUCCGAUGAUGUAUGAACACGGUGCCUCGAGACACGAAAACAACCUUCGUGGCAACACCGGAAUUAACAGCCCUUGCCAUGUCAAAGGAUAUAUAAGCUGACAAAGAGUACGAAUAACGUAGCCCAGGGCAGCUGCAGUUUUUGAAACAAAAACAAUUUUGCAUUCCAUCAGGGCAGCCUCAAACAAAGUGAUAAUGUUUUCAGCGCUGAGCGAACGGAAUAGAGGAUACAUAUCGAUAGCAUCCCAAUUCUCAAUCUCAUUUGAAGGAGCCCGCGAUGCAAACAGCUGAAGAGGUCCGCAAGUAACAGCGAACUUUUGGAGGCCUUGAGGAGGGACGGGUACUUGUUCACAAAGAUUGCUGAUGUGUGCUGGGAUGGAUAGAGCUUUAAGUCUCUCCAUCAACAUUGAAGACACAAACUCCAGAUUGUCAAGCUGCAUGCUACUGCAUGUAACCUUCAGCCAAUCCCGAUAAAACGGUUCAAAUUGAGGAUACCGACUUAGGAUUCCAUAGGCCUGAGGGGCCCAAAUACCCGUAGCAUUUGUUAAGCCAUGAACACUACUGGGGAUGCCGUGACGAACAGGUUUUAAUAAAUAUUGCUGAUAUCGCUGAUCUUUGAGUGAACACUUGGACAUGCGAAUAAGGAGCUUGGACAAUCUCGAACGUUCUGUUAUGAGUUUUGUAGAAAAACUUUGUGCGAGCUCACGUUCCUCAACGGGUACAUGCGUCUUGCGCCAAGUUUCACACUCUGCCUCAAACAACUUAUACAAUGAGUUGGAUAUGGGUAUCCAUGUGACAAGACACAUACCAAAAAGACGAGUGCCAUCUUGGUCUGUCAACAUAAAUGAAUGAUAUGUGGACUCCGGACGAGUAUCCGAUUGUUGUAUUUCGAUAUCGCUGGGGAAAGCAAACAUGGGCAAAAAGUUUGGGAAGUUGCAGCGAAUAGCAAAGUUAGUUUUCGCCUGACUCUUAGGGUAUUUGAAAAGAAGGGAUGGUGGGUAUUUUCGUUUAAAAGGAUGAACAUGAUCUGGGUAUACGAGGGGUUCUGGAUAUGCAACAUAAGCUUCAUAGGCAUCCAAGUUUGUAUGCACGGUGCCAAUGCUGACUCGUUUGUUUCGUUUAUGUGACAACGAAGCGUCUCCAAGAGCAAUUGAAGUGCCGCUGAAGCUUUUUCGGCUAAGAGUAUGGGAGAGAAGGGUUUCGGAGUUGUUUAAUUGAUCCAAACUGCCGCCCGGGCUGAAUGGUGGCCCAUCGACAGAUUGUCUACGAACACUUCUGGUUGUGUUUCGGCGUAACAGAAGUACAUUCUUUCGUUCUUCCAGCACAUCAUCGUCGCCAUCAGUGACAUUCUCGUCUAACGAUGCAGACGAUGUCGU